AGUUGUUUGCAUGCGUUAUCAAUUUAUAUUUUAUUUUCCAUAUUUAUUUUUCCUUUUUCGUCAGUACUCGAAUAACUGAAUAAAUACAUCGUGAAAAUGAAUUAUUCACCGAUAAAUAAAGUAAUAUAUAAUUAGAUUUAUCUACGUAAACCAUUCGUUAAUUCUUUCCACCGAAUUAUGUUUCCUAGAAAUGAUAAAUUUUCGCUUCAGCGUUGAGAUUACAACGCUUCAUCAUCAUGAACGGAACCAGACAUCUGGGUAUGCAUGAAUUUUCAAUAGACGAAGACCAACCAGAACCAUCCACUAUGAGACCUAAAAUUUCCGAACUAAACGCAUCUCUGUUCAGUAUCUCUUUCGUCGUGUUAUUUGUUGCCAUUGCCACCAUAGCCAUCGUGAUCAAUGGCCUGUUACCGGAUCCACUGAGUGUCAAAGAUGUUCCGAUUAAAUCCCAGAAAUUCGUUGCCGAAAGAGCGUAUAAAAUCCUAGAAGAAUUAUCUAGCAUCGGUCCCAAAGUAAUUGGCACUUAUGAGAACGAAAUCUUAGCCGUUGAAUUGAUUAAAGAAGAAGUAAACAAAGUGAUUCGAGAGAGAUCUUAUCCCGUUAAUGAGAUAUUAUUCAAUCUGCAAACCGUCUCCGGGUGUUUCAACCUGACUCUGAAAAACGUUGCUAAGUCGUUGUGUUAUCAAGAUAUUCAAAAUAUCGCUGUAAAGUUGCAGUCAGCUAAAGCCACUGAGAGUAUUUUACUCAAUUGCCAUUUCGAUAGUGUUCCUACGAGUCCUGGUGCCAGUGAUAAUGGUCUACAUUGCGCUGUUUUAUUGGAAUUGUUACGUAUCUUAGCUAACGUGGAUUAUCCGUUGAAAAGAAAUGUUAUUUUUCUUUUUAAUGGAGCUGAAGAAGGUGGUUUAUUGGGCUCUCACGGAUUCAUUACGAAGCACGAAUGGUCCAAAGAUAUCAUUACUUUCGUUAAUCUAGACGCUUGUGGUGCUGGUGGUCGAGAAGUCUUGUUCCAAACUGGUCCUCAAGCUUAUGUUUUACCCAAAAUUUAUGCUCAAUCUGUGCCUCAUCCUCAUGGAGCUGUAUUUGGAGAAGAGUUGUUUCAAAGUGGACUGAUACCUUCGGAUACUGAUUUUAGAAUAUUUAGAGAUUUUGGUCAUUUAAAAGGGCUCGAUUUGGCUCACUAUAAGAACGGUUAUGUUUACCAUACCAGCAGUGAUAAUAUUUCUUAUAUAUCUCGAAACGUUAUACAAUACAGCGGUGAUAAUUUACUAGCUUUGACUAGAGCUCUCAUCGAAUACGAUGGCUUGAAGGAGGCUAUUUCUGAAACGAAUGAUCAAGCAAUCUACUUAGAUGUAUUCGGAGUAUUCAUGAUUUAUUACUCGACGACGGUAGCCUACUUUAUAAAUAUUUUCACCAUUUUCUUAUCCAUGUAUUCGUCUGGGAUUGUAAUCAUUAAGAUAUUCAAAGGAAUGAAGAUGAAAUACAUUUACUAUCAUUUCUUGGUGAAUUUCUUAUUCAUGGGUUUUGGAAGACUGGCGAUUCUCGUAGCUCUCUAUUUAUUAGCUUACAUGAUAGAAAUCAGGGAACUGAAUAUGCUUUGGUAUUCGAAUAAAUGGUUCGUGAUGUCUUACUACGGUAUAGCAGCUUUAUAUUUGACAACUACUUUGUUGAAAAUUCGUCAGACAUUUGUUCCGAGCAAUUUAGAUGCCGAAGCUGAGAGCAAUCUGUUUAUAAUCAUUAUCCAGAUGAUUAAUACAUUUUUAUUGUUAAUUGGUACGAUACUUAAGCUGAGGAGUAUUUUCAUAUUCGCUAUCGGAUUGAUUCCGGUUUCCGUUUGUCACAUAAUUUUAAGCAAAACACGUUUAAGGGAAGAAUCAGUUCCGAUGAAGGCUCUCUUGUAUACGGUUUUCAACUUUAUUCCUUCUCUAUAUGCUACCUACUUAUAUGUUCAAAUCACUGAUCUCCUGAUUCCGAUGAUGGGCAGAAUAGGAAGUGUUUUCAAUUCUGAAAUGGUGAUGUGGAUAUUAUGCGAGUAUUUCGUGUACACAAUUUUCUCGUACUUGGAACCUUUGGUCUUACUAGUGAAGAAUUGGUGGAAAAUACAGCUCACUUUUGGUAUUAUAUUUGGAGUUUAUAUUAUUACUAUACUUUUUGGAGACACAUUGACGCCAUUUGCUGACGCUACGCCGCAACGGUUCAUCGUAGCUCACGUCAAUCGUAAACUUUACAACGAUAUUAAUUCGCCUAUUAAAAAUGAAAGUAACGGUUUCAUGAUCGUUCCACUGGACCGACAAGGGCCUCGUUCUAUUUCAAAUUUAUUCAAAAACGAGGAUUUCAACCCCAUAAGUAAACAUGAUUGUCGUAACGAGCUGUUUUGUGGAAUUCCUCCUGUUAUUCAAUUCGUGCUACGAUAUGGGGAAUCAGUGCACUGGAAAAAUUCAGAAAAAGCCAAUCUUCCUGAAGAAAAAGAACUGACGUACCGAGUCAAAGAAUCGGAAUCUUAUAAGACAUUUUUCAUCAAUAUGACUGACGCUGGUUUCGUUGAUAUAAUUUUAAUGCCCAUGAAUGGAGCAGAACUCGUAGAAUGGAGUCUAUUCCCAGAUCAACCAAUUGGUAAUUUGAAGUGGUUGAAUAAUACCACGUAUAUGAUCCAUCGUUAUAGAGGCGUGAGAAAUACGCCUUAUUGGACAUUUUCAGUUAAAUUUGACGUCUCAGAAAUGUGGAAAACUUCUCCCGUGUUUAAAAUGGCAUGGAGUGUUUAUCAUAUGCCCAAGCCUAAUCAUUAUUCUACGACUUAUCGACAAAUAAUGGACACGUUUCCAUCUUGGACGAGGCUGGUUCCUUGGAUAAUCGAUUACGAAGAAUUUCUAUUUUGAUCUUCGUGCUGACUUUAUGGUAUUGUGAUUAUUAGGUUUACUUUGAGAGUAAAAAAAAAAGUAUUUUUGUGUGUUUUGUGUGAUAAUUUUAAUACUCGAUCGUUUAUAUACGUAUAAUAAGGAUAUCGAGAAAGGUUGUAUUAUUAAUUUUUAAAAGGUUCGAUCUUCGAUCUGAGCUGAAUAUUUUAAUUUGUUUAUAAGGGCUGAAGCAAUACUGUAUUAUUUUAUAUUAUUUUGAUACCAGUUCAAAUCAAAAUUAGUUUACAUUUUUUAAAAAUUAAUUGUGUGCGUGAGGGUGGGUGUGAAAUUUCAUAUCUUGUGUUCUUAUCGCUUUUAAAGUUAUCGGCCUCAUUCGUCGAAAGGUAUCUAAUAAUCGGGGGCCCGCAUAAGGAUCACUUGCACCCGCCCCCCGCCGAUCCUCCGGGACUACUUUUUUCUUAAAAGGGGAGUCCUAAGGAACAGAAUUUUUUUAAACCGUACAAAGUUGGAUCGAAAGAGCAAGCAAAAAUUCAUCACCUGUCAAAGUUUCAAGUGCUGAAGUGCCUUUUUCGAUUUUUGGUGAAUUUUCAAAAAUCGAAUUUUGGCCAAAAUGUGAGAAAAAAUUAAAAUUUUACCAAAUUAACCUGGACAGCUAAAAUUUGGGAUAUACCCUAUUUUCGACCUGCCAAAUCGACUGGAAAUUGUUUCAAACCGUUUUGGGCAGUUCUGGAGUCUCCAGCAGAUUUUCAAAACACGAAAUUUCCACAAAAUUUUAUCAAAUGGAGUUGGAAAGCCGAAAUUAAUUCUGCAAACUAAUUUCAAUAUGCUAUGAAUGAACUCGAAUGCAGGUGAAUUUCAAAUCGUUUUGGAGCCUCCAGCGAUUUUUUUGAAAAUUACUGGAGCCUCCAGUAGAUUUUUGAAACUCGAAAUUCCCACAAAAUUUUAUCAAAUGGAGUUGGAAUGCCGAAAUUUAUUCUGCAAACGAAUUUCAAGUCGUUUUGGAGUCUCCAGCGAUUUUUUGAAAAUUACUGGAGCCUCCAGUAGAUUUUUGAAACUCGAAAUUCCCACAAAAUUUCAUCAAAUGGAGUUGGAAUGCGGAAAUUUAUUCUGCAAACUAAUUUCAAGUCGUUUUGGAGUCUCCAGCGAUUUUUUUAAAAUUACUGGAGCCUCCAGUAGAUUUUUGCAAUUCGAAAUUCCCACUACAUUUCAUCAAAUGGGUUAGCAAGCCGAAAUUAACUCUACAAACUAAUUUCAAGCAGUUUUGGAGUCUCCAGCGAUUUUUUGAAAAUUACUGGAGCCUCCAGUAGAUUUUUGAAACUUGAAAUUUUCCCAAAAUUUCAUCAGAUGAGGUUAGCAAGCUAAAAUUUACUCUGCAAACUAAUUUCAAUACAAUAUGAAACCUUUCAAAAAGUCACUGGAGGCUCCAAAAUUACUUGAACCCACCCGAAAUCGUGUUCAGAGGGUGUUAAAAUUGGAGUGUAUAGUUCAUUUCAGCUUUCCAUUUCCAUUUUGAUAAAAUUUUGGGGAAAUUUCAAAUUUCAAAAAUUUACUGGAGGCUCCAGUAAUUUUCAAAAAAUCGCUGGAGGCUUUAAAACGACUUGAAAUUUAACUGCAGUCGACUUCACAGCAUAUUGAAAUUAGUUUGCAGAAUUAAUUUCGGUUUUCCAACUCCGUUGAUGAAAUUUUGUGAGAAUUUUGAGUUUCAACAAUCUACUGGAGGCUCCAGAACUGCUCAAAACGGUUUGAAACAGUUUCCAAUCGAUUUGGCAGGUCGAAAAUAAGGCAUAUUCCACAUGCUAGUCCUAUGUUGGAACGCAAAAUCUGCGAUUUCGGCUGACCUGUCAAUAAAAAUGACCGCCAUUUUGUAAGUAGGACCACUUUUUUUGGAGGACAAGGGCUAGAAAUGUUCUUUAGGACUCCCCCUUUAAGAAAAAAGUUGUCCCGGAGGAUCGGCAGGGGGUGCAAGUGAUCCUUAAUUCCUUAUGCGGGCCCCAGACUAUAAGUUUAAUUUAAUUUUAAUUAUUUUGUGGUGUGAAUUCUGUGUUUCAUGUCAACUUUGUUUCAACUACUUAGGCAUAAUAUUUUAUAUUUUUGUGCUCACUACUCGGUGAGAAAAACUGUGCAAUAUUCUUUAAGAUCAUUCGUUGUUGUAUCUUUAUGAUUAUUCUAGUUAAAGAAAUAUUUCUACUUAGGUAUUUUAAAAAUUAUACUUUCAGUUUUUGAAAAACUGUGUGGUAUAUUUUCUAUUGAUUGCCAUAUUUUUAUUGUAGCCUCUUGAUAUAAUUCUAUACCAAGUUGGGUUUUGUUUUGUUGUUGUUUUUAUUUUCAAGUUUUUCUCUGUAUUUAAAAAUAUAGAUUAAAUUUUUCGGUGA
Molecule: messenger RNA, 5224 nt
Organism: Planococcus citri (citrus mealybug)
Lineage: Eukaryota; Metazoa; Arthropoda; Insecta; Hemiptera; Pseudococcidae
Product: endoplasmic reticulum metallopeptidase 1-like
Exons: 14
Coding region: 237-2873 (878 amino acids)
Biological process (GO): proteolysis
Molecular function (GO): metalloexopeptidase activity
Source: RefSeq, a predicted model, not a curated record